Messenger RNA from Anopheles darlingi, 1409 nucleotides. RefSeq names its product cyclin-dependent kinase 10 (gene Cdc10). NCBI's taxonomy places the organism in Eukaryota, Metazoa, Arthropoda, Insecta, Diptera, Culicidae. The transcript is spliced from 5 exons. The record is from RefSeq and is a predicted model, not a curated record. Gene Ontology annotation, molecular function: cyclin-dependent protein serine/threonine kinase activity; ATP binding. Gene Ontology annotation, cellular component: nucleus. Gene Ontology annotation, biological process: protein phosphorylation; regulation of mitotic cell cycle. The coding region runs from base 198 to 1409 and encodes 403 amino acids.
UGAUUAAAACUCGUUGUAAAAAAGGAUUUUUUAACUGUUUCUGAACAUUUUUGGGCGUUUUCCUAAGCUUUAACAGCUUAUUAAAGUUAUUUGCGAUUUCCGCCGUCGUGCUCUUUGGAAAAGUGACCUUCCCGGGGGUAAAAACCGUGGAAAACUGCAGCAAGGCUUAGGAAAAACAGUCAAAACUCGGAAAGAAAAUGGGUUCAGAUUACACCGAUUAUCGCGAUCCAAGCCGGCAAGUGCAACGGAAAGGAGAACUUCUGAAUUUUCGGACGAUGAAAUUUUGUGAGAUUCCCUCCAAAGAUGUUUUUGGCAGAUGCCGAUACGUUUCUUCGUUCCAAAAAUGCAACCGAGUUGGCGAGGGUACAUACGGAAUCGUGUUUCGCGCUCGUGAUACCGUAUCGGAUGAGAUAGUCGCACUGAAAAAGGUGCGCAUCGAUCAGGAUAUCUUCAAGGACGGAUUUCCCAUCAGCGGGAUUCGGGAAAUUCAUAUUCUCAAAAAGUGCAAACACGAAAACGUGGUCCAGCUAAAGGAGGUCGUGGUUGGCAACAGCCUGGAGAGCAUCUUCCUCGUGAUGGAGUUUUGUGAACAGGAUCUCGCCUCCCUUCUGGACAACAUGGACUCACCAUUCACCGAAUCGCAAGUCAAGUGCAUCCUGAUACAACUCCUGAAAGGGUUAAAGUAUCUGCACUCGAACUACAUCAUUCAUCGCGAUCUGAAAGUAUCUAACCUGCUGCUAACCGAUAAGGGUUGCUUGAAGAUUGCCGAUUUCGGGUUGGCACGGUAUUUGGGCGAGCCAGAUAAACCGAUGACUCCCGGAUUGGUGACCCUCUGGUACCGUCCGCCGGAGCUGUUGUUCGGCGCUAAAAUACAGACUACGGCCGUCGACAUGUGGGCUACGGGCUGCAUCAUGGGAGAGCUGCUUACGCACAAACCGCUCCUACCCGGAACGAGUGAAAUCUCGCAGAUAGAGCUCAUCAUUAAUCUGCUCGGCACACCGUCGGAAUCCAUUUGGCCUGAUUUUCCCAAACUCCCGAUGGCGCAACACUUUACGCUCAAAGUGCAACCGUACAAUAACUUGAAAAUCAAGUUUCCGCUUCUUUCGGCGGCCGGAUUGCGGCUACUAAACUUCCUGUUCAUGUACAACCCGAGCAAUCGUGCGGCGGCCGAAGAAUGUCUACUGAGCACCUACUUCAAGGAAGCGCCACUGCCAUGCGAUCCCAAGUUGAUGCCAACGUUUCCCCAUCAUCGCGAUAUAAAAAGUUCCUCCGGAAAGAACGCGGAACCGGCAAAGCGCUCGAGCACAACGACCAGCGCAGCUAACAACAGCAAACCAUUCGAACCGGGACACCUUCCGACAAUUUCGGAUUUACUAGGAUCUCUGAUCAAAAAGCGACGUGUAGACUAA